Molecule: messenger RNA, 1068 nt
Organism: Plutella xylostella (diamondback moth)
Lineage: Eukaryota; Metazoa; Arthropoda; Insecta; Lepidoptera; Plutellidae
Gene: eIF3g1
Product: eukaryotic translation initiation factor 3 subunit g1
Cellular component (GO): eukaryotic translation initiation factor 3 complex; cytoplasm
Molecular function (GO): RNA binding; translation initiation factor activity
Source: RefSeq, a predicted model, not a curated record
AGAGAGUCAGUUCAAAGACAAAAGAGAAUGAGCAUAAAUUUAAAAAGUUAUUUUGCCUCUGUAUUGUCUGUGGUGGGGUCGUGUUGGUUAUUUGUCAAGCAAAAACCACAAAAAUACAUUUUAAAUUAUAAACCUAUCGCUAAAAGUUAUUGUGUUACAACAUGCCUGUUGCUGACGAGAUCCAGUCCUCAUGGGCUGACGAAGUAGAGAUCGACCAGGGAGCGCUGCCACCCCCGUCAGAGGUCGUCGAGAACGGACUCAAAAUUGUCACAGAAUACAAGUAUGAUAAUGACAACAAGAAAGUGAAAAUUGUUCGCACAUACAAAAUUGAAAAGCGAGUAGUGUCCAAGAGCAUUGCAAAGAGAAAGACAUGGAGCAAAUUCGGCGACUCUGCCUCGGACAAGCCCGGCCCCAACCCGGCCACCACCAUGGUGUCUGAAGACGUCUUCAUGCAGUUCAUCACCAGCAAGGAGGAGAGCACCAGGCCCGAUGACGGAGAGCUUGAUGGACUUAAGCCUCAAGCUAGCAGCGUGAUCUUCAAGUGCAGAACCUGCCAGGGGGAGCACUGGACCCUCAGCUGUCCCUUCAAGAACACGCAGCUGGCACAAGCCAAGGCCAGCGAGGCUGCCAAGACCGCAGAUGCUAAAGGCGGUGCAUCAUCAACGAACAAGUACGUGGCGCCGUUCAUGCGCGACGGCGGCGCGGGGCGCGGGAUGGGACGCGAGCCGCCGGGCGCUCGCCGCGAUGACAUCGCCGCCAUCCGCAUCUCCAACUUGAGCAACUUCGCCAUCGAGGCUGACCUAGAGGACCUCGUCAAGGGCUUCGGGCCACUGCAGAAGCUGUAUCUGGCUAAGGAGAAGAGCACUGGACAAUGCAAAGGAUUUGCGUAUGUGCACUUCAAGUUCAAGCCGGAUGCUGCGAAGGCCAUCCAGACCCUCAACGGUUAUGGUUACGACCACCUGAUCCUGAACGUUGAAUGGUCCAAGCCGCCACAGAACUAAAUCUACAAAUUAACAUUUCCAUCUUGUACCUAUUAUACAGUUUUGAAUAAAAUAUAUGUUUAAAUAA